AAAUAAAGAAAGAAAGAGUUUGUAAGGAGAAAAACAGAGAAAGAAGCAGAGGCAGAGAGACAGAGAAAGACAGAGAGAGAUGGAAUCGUUUCCGGUUAUUAACAUGGAGAAGCUGAAUGGUGAGGAGAGAGGAGCUACAAUGGAGUCUAUUAAGGAUGCUUGUGAGAACUGGGGCUUCUUUGAGCUGAUGAAUCAUGGGAUAACACAUGAGCUGAUGGACAAGAUAGAGAAGAUGACGAAGGAGCAUUACAAGAAGUGUAUGGAGCAGAGGUUCAAGGAGUUGGUGGCAAGCAAGGCCCUCCAAGGUGUGGACUCAGAGAUUAACGACAUGGACUGGGAGAGCACCUUCUACGUGCGCCACCUCCCUACCUCCAACAUAUCCGAAAUCCCCGAUCUUGAUGACGAUUACAGGAAGACGAUGAAGGAAUUUGUGGUGGGAUUGGAGAAAAUGGCAGAGCAACUGCUAGACCUUCUAUGUGAGAACCUGGGAUUGGAGAAAGGGUAUUUGAAGAAAGCCUUCUAUGGAUCCAAGGGCCCAAGUUUUGGGACCAAGGUCAGCAACUACCCGCCCUGCCCUAAGCCAGAGCUAAUUAAGGGCCUGCGAGCCCACACAGAUGCUGGCGGCAUCAUUCUGCUCUUCCAGGACGACAAGGUCAGUGGCCUCCAGCUUCUCAAGGACGGCCAAUGGAUUGAUGUCCCUCCAAUGCGCCAUUCCAUUGUUGUCAACCUCGGUGACCAGCUCGAGGUAAUUACGAAUGGGAAAUACAAGAGUGUGCUGCACAGAGUGAUUGCUCAAACGGAUGGCAAUAGGAUGUCGAUCGCAUCGUUCUACAACCCAGGGAGUGAUGCUGUGAUAUACCCAGCACCUUCAUUGGUGACCAAGCGUAAGGAAGAUCAGGCAGCAGUGAAUGCAGAUGCAGAGGAACAACAAAGUCAGGUUGAGUACCCCAAGUUCGUGUUCGAGGACUACAUGAAGCUUUACGCAGGGCUCAAAUUCCAGGCCAAGGAACCCAGGUUUGAGGCUAUGAAGACCAUGCCACCAACCAUCAGCUUGGGGGAUGCCAUUGCCACCGUUUAAGAACACUGCUACUGCCAAAUGCAUUCAUGAUUUUUACUUA
Molecule: messenger RNA, 1118 nt
Organism: Telopea speciosissima
Lineage: Eukaryota; Viridiplantae; Streptophyta; Magnoliopsida; Proteales; Proteaceae
Product: 1-aminocyclopropane-1-carboxylate oxidase 3
Exons: 3
Coding region: 80-1078 (332 amino acids)
Source: RefSeq, a predicted model, not a curated record